CCCGGGAUGGGGGUGAAUGCUGUGCACUGGUUCCGAAAGGGGCUUCGGCUUCACGACAACCCCGCCCUGAAGGAGUGUAUUCAGGGCGCCGACACCAUCCGCUGCGUCUACAUCCUCGACCCCUGGUUCGCCGGCUCCUCCAAUGUUGGCAUCAACAGGUGGCGAUUUUUGCUUCAAUGUCUUGAAGACCUUGAUGCCAAUCUGCGAAAAUUAAACUCUCGUCUGUUUGUGAUUCGUGGACAACCAGCAGAUGUGUUUCCCAGGCUUUUCAAGGAAUGGAACAUUACUAAACUUUCAAUUGAAUAUGAUUCUGAGCCCUUUGGAAAGGAACGAGAUGCAGCUAUUAAGAAACUGGCUACUGAAGCUGGAGUAGAAGUAAUUGUACGAAUUUCACAUACAUUAUAUGACCUAGACAAGAUCAUAGAACUAAAUGGUGGACAACCACCUCUUACUUAUAAAAGAUUCCAGACUCUCAUCAGCAAAAUGGAACCACUAGAGAUACCAGUAGAGACAAUUACUUCAGAAGUGAUAGAAAAGUGCACAACUCCUCUGUCUGAUGACCAUGAUGAGAAAUAUGGAGUCCCUUCACUGGAAGAACUAGGUUUUGAUACAGAUGGCUUAUCUUCUGCAGUGUGGCCAGGCGGAGAAACUGAAGCACUUACACGUUUGGAAAGGCAUUUGGAAAGAAAAGCUUGGGUAGCAAACUUUGAAAGACCUCGAAUGAAUGCGAAUUCCCUGCUCGCUAGCCCUACUGGACUCAGUCCUUAUCUCCGAUUUGGUUGUUUGUCAUGUCGACUAUUUUACUUCAAACUGACAGAUCUCUACAAAAAGGUAAAAAAGAACAGUUCCCCUCCCCUUUCCCUUUAUGGGCAACUGUUAUGGCGUGAAUUUUUCUAUACAGCAGCAACAAAUAAUCCACGCUUUGACAAAAUGGAAGGAAAUCCCAUCUGUGUUCAGAUUCCUUGGGAUAAGAAUCCUGAGGCUUUAGCGAAAUGGGCAGAAGGACGGACAGGCUUUCCAUGGAUUGAUGCCAUCAUGACACAGCUUCGUCAGGAGGGUUGGAUCCAUCAUUUAGCCAGACAUGCAGUUGCUUGCUUCCUGACACGAGGUGACCUGUGGAUUAGUUGGGAAGAAGGAAUGAAGGUAUUUGAAGAAUUAUUGCUUGAUGCAGAUUGGAGCAUAAAUGCUGGAAGUUGGAUGUGGCUGUCUUGUAGUUCCUUUUUCCAACAGUUUUUUCACUGCUAUUGCCCUGUUGGUUUUGGUAGGAGAACAGAUCCCAAUGGAGACUAUAUCAGACGUUAUUUGCCUGUCCUAAGAGGCUUCCCUGCAAAAUAUAUCUAUGAUCCCUGGAAUGCACCAGAAGGUAUUCAAAAGGUAGCCAAAUGUUUGAUAGGAGUUAAUUAUCCUAAACCAAUGGUGAACCAUGCUGAGGCGAGCCGUUUGAAUAUUGAGAGGAUGAAACAGAUCUAUCAGCAGCUUUCACGAUAUAGAGGACUAGGUCUUCUUGCAUCAGUGCCAUCUAAUCCUAAUGGGAAUGGAGGCCUCAUGGGGUAUUCUCCUGGAGAAAAUAUCCCAGGUUGUAGCAGCAGUGGAAGUUGCACUCCAGGGAGUGGUAUUUUACCUUAUGCUCAUGGAGAUAGUCAGCAAACUCAACUAUUAAAGCAAGGAAGAAGCUCCACGUGCACUGGUCUCAGCAGUGGGAAACGUCCUAGUCAGGAAGAGGACACACAGAGUAUCGGUCCUAAAGUCCAGAGACAGAGCACUAAUUAGAAAACAUUCAGAAGGAAUACCAUUGCAGCAGAAAUUGGUGGGCAGUUCAAUACUUUUGCAGUUAAAUUAUUUUAAAAUGUUCUUCAUUAAUGGAAAACAGUUACAUAUUGAAAUGCAUUAUUUCUAAUAACAUUUCUGUAGUUUUUAACUUUUUAAUGAAUUUGACAUAGGACAAAUGGUAAUUUGUAUAUAAAGAACUUGGUAAAAGAAUUUGCUUAAUGUAAAUAUAAAUAGUCACAAUUAGU
Messenger RNA from Eubalaena glacialis (North Atlantic right whale), 2015 nucleotides. RefSeq names its product cryptochrome circadian regulator 1 (gene CRY1). NCBI's taxonomy places the organism in Eukaryota, Metazoa, Chordata, Mammalia, Artiodactyla, Balaenidae. Gene Ontology annotation, biological process: entrainment of circadian clock by photoperiod; negative regulation of DNA-templated transcription; circadian regulation of gene expression. The transcript has 13 exons. Gene Ontology annotation, molecular function: FAD binding; DNA binding. Bases 7 to 1770 code for a protein of 587 amino acids. The record is from RefSeq and is a predicted model, not a curated record. Gene Ontology annotation, cellular component: nucleus; cytoplasm.